AUGUCUGCGCCAACCGACAGCAAUGUUGUAAAACCCGCGCCCGAAUCCCCUACGACAGCUCGACCGUUUGAAUUGGAUGACGACGAAGCUCAGGAGAAUGUCCCCUUGGGCACCGAUACCACAACAACUGCUACCACACAGAAUACGUCUGGUUCUGACGAGAACCCUCCAGCCAAGCCUCCCCGCCCAUUGACCGAGGAACAAAAGAAUCAGCAGAUUCUGAAGGAAGCGUUUCCCUCCAUCGACCUUACUGUCAUCAAGGCAGUCCUCAGGGCCAGCCGCGGACAGAUCGAGCCCGCCUUCAACGCUCUUCUCGAGAUGACGGAUCCCGAUGCAGUUCAGAACGAUGACGUACCCCCGCCGCCUCCCCCGAGGCCCGCGGCGCAACCCGGCGGUCCUACUUCCACCGAAAGGUCCCAACUGGAGGCUGAUGAGAUAUACGCCCGUCAACUUGCAGAGCAUUUCGAGAGUACCGCCGCGUAUGAGGCCAGAACCGCCAACCGCGGAACUCCGGGCUCUUCUCGUGAGCCCACUGCCGCCCGCGGACCGCACAUGCCUCCGCGCCAUCGGCAGGAGGCGGGCCUGAAGCCAAAUGAGCUGUACAACGACAGGGAGCACAGCUUCAUUGAUGAUGAUUUGCCGGUUAUCAAGGAGAGCUUGCGCAAGGGGUUUAUCGAGACACAGAGCAAGGUCAAUUCGUGGUUCACAACUAUCAAGAAGAAGAUUGACGAGACCUUUGAUGAGGAUGAAAAUGAGCGCCGGCAAAACGAGAGUAAUGCGUUCAUGGGAAGACCAACUCGGAAUCAGCAGCGCAGAAGUGCAGAUUACGACCGUUAUGAUGCUGAUCCGGCCAUCCUCAGCGAUGAUUUUGCGGGCAUGAAGUUCAACAAUGAUGGCACCCCCUACACCGCCCAGAGCACACAUCAGCAGCUGUACGGUAACCCUCAUGCGUUCAGACCACCACCACCUUCCAAGUUGCCCAAGUCCUCAGACGGCAGGAAGGUCUCGUUUAGAGAUACGGUGGAAGACAUCAGCGCCUACGACGCAUCACCGAGGAUGCAGCCCAAGGACAGUGCUGCUGCGGCCCCGGGAAGUAGCAGUGCUGCUGGAUCGGCAACCAAGACAAGCAAAUGGCAGCCUUUGUCGUCAGUUGACCCGAAUCCGAUUGCGGACAAUGAUCCAUUCAGCCUGGGAGACAGUGACGACGAGUUCGAACAAGGUCAUAGGCGUAACCAAUCUGGCAGCAGUCAAAUCAAGAUGGAGGAUAAGACAGCAACGGAUGCGGAUCACGAGAGGUUGAGACAGGCAACGGCCGAUGCCAUGGCUGACAGUUUGGUGGAGGGGGAUAAGACGAAGAAGAGUGAACAGACGAAGUAAAGGAUUACAGGCAGUUGUUCGAGGCAAUAGGAAGUUUGUAUAAUCCGCUUUCAAUCAAGAUACCUUUUAGUCCAUGAAAGAAA
Molecule: messenger RNA, 1460 nt
Organism: Neurospora tetrasperma FGSC 2508
Lineage: Eukaryota; Fungi; Ascomycota; Sordariomycetes; Sordariales; Sordariaceae
Exons: 3
Coding region: 1-1377 (458 amino acids)
Biological process (GO): ubiquitin-dependent protein catabolic process
Cellular component (GO): cytoplasm
Molecular function (GO): ubiquitin conjugating enzyme binding; ubiquitin binding
Source: RefSeq, a predicted model, not a curated record